UGCGCCGAGACGCGGAGACAGACGCGAGCUGCUGGGUCUCAGAUUAAUCUUUAGGUUGCAGCCAGAGCCAGCAGGAUGCCGCUACGUGUCGUAAUGCAGGGCCCUGGGCCCUGGGGGUUCCGGCUGGUCGGUGGAAAGGACUUCGAGCAGCCGCUGACUAUUUCCCGGGUUACGCCUGGGGGUAAAGCCGCUGAGGCCAGCCUGUGUAUUGGGGACAUGAUCUUGGCGAUUGAUGGUGAAUCAACAGAGAAAAUGACUCACUUGCAAGCACAGAACAAGAUCAAGGGGUGCAUUGAGGAGAUGGUGCUUUCCAUUGACAGAUCAGAGAUUAAAAUGUGGUCUCCACUUGUUUCCGAGGAGGGGAAGACGAAUCCGUACAAGAUGAAUCUUUCGUCAGAGCCACAGGAGGUGAAACAAAUAGGCUCCGCCCACAACCGGAGCGCUCUGCCAUUCACAGCUUCUGGUUCCAAAGUUUUGACCAACCAGUACAACAACCCUGCUGGUCUGUACUCCUCAGAGAACCUCAAGGACUUCAACUCAGCUGUGGAUGAAGUUCAAAGCUUGGCUACAGCCAGUGACCCCAGCAACAAAGCAGAAGUAUCAAACUCAGGCAAGCGACCCCCUGUAGCAGUAGAUUCAGAAGUGUACAAGAUGCUGCAGGAGAACCAGGAGUCUGACGAACCUCCUCGACAGUCAGCGUCAUUCAAAGUCCUUCAGGAGAUUCUUGACACAGGUGAUUCUGAUAAACCAUCAGGAUUCAGGAGUGUCAAAGCACCCACGACAAAGAUCGGAUCAACAGUGGGAAAUGCAGAGAAAUUGCCCGUCUGUGACAAAUGUGGAUCUGGAAUUGUGUAAGUAUUAUGAUUAUGAGGAUGUUUGUUUUACAGUGCAA
This is a messenger RNA of Thalassophryne amazonica, 892 nucleotides long. RefSeq names its product PDZ and LIM domain 1 (elfin) (gene pdlim1). The transcript has 6 exons. The record is from RefSeq and is a predicted model, not a curated record. Gene Ontology annotation, cellular component: Z disc; stress fiber; filamentous actin. Gene Ontology annotation, molecular function: actin binding; muscle alpha-actinin binding. Gene Ontology annotation, biological process: actin cytoskeleton organization; heart development; muscle structure development. NCBI's taxonomy places the organism in Eukaryota, Metazoa, Chordata, Actinopteri, Batrachoidiformes, Batrachoididae. Bases 76 to 855 code for a protein of 259 amino acids.